AUGGCAGAUGAUCUUGAUGUGGAAGCAAUGCUUGAAGCACCUUUUCAGAAGGGUCAGGCAAUGAUCCCUCAAAGGAAGAAGACAAGAGCACACAUUCCAGCGAAGAGCGACGACGGCGUCGAAGUUCCUCACGUUCCUCCAGUUAUCGCCAUCGUUCUCGGUCGAGAUCGCAUCGCUCACGUAGGUCAAGGUCGAAGUCGCGAGACAGGCCCAGAAGGCAUCAUGGAGCCGAGCCAAUGUUUUGUUAUAUUUAUUGUUAUUAACAGCGAGCGUCGUCGACGCAGGUCUCCUACACCACCCAUAGAUGAAGAAGAGCGAGACAAACGUACAGUUUUCGUAAUGCAGCUUGCAGCACGUCUUCGAACUCGAGAACUAGCAGACUUUUUUUCAGAAGCGGGAAAAGUUCGCGAUGCAAAAAUUAUUGCUGAUAGAAUAUCUAGAAGAUCUAAAGGAGUUGGUUAUGUAGAAUUUUAUGAUGAAGAAUCGGUACCUAAAGCAUUAGCUUUAUCUGGACAGAAACUUUUAGGUAUCCCCGUUGUUGUUCAAUUGACCGAAGCAGAAAAGAACAGACAAGCCAGACUGGCGGAAGCAGCGGCAUCACACGCAACAGACAUAGCCUAUCACAGGCUAUAUGUCGGGUCUGUUCAUUUCAACUUGACCGAGGAUGAUUUGAGACAAGUGUUUGAGCCAUUUGGUCCAUUAGAGUUUGUAAAUCUCCAUAAAGAUCCGGAAACCGGUAGAUCAAGAGGAUUCGCUUUUAUUCAAUAUAAAAACCCAGAAGAUGCGAAGCAGGCAUUAGAGAAAAUGAAUGGAUUUGAGUUGGCAGGGAGGACAAUUAAAGUAGGUUUAGUUACUGACAAAAGCAAUGGCAUGAAUUUAAAUCUUGACGAUGGUGGUCA
This is a messenger RNA of Paraglomus occultum, 899 nucleotides long. NCBI's taxonomy places the organism in Eukaryota, Fungi, Glomeromycota, Glomeromycetes, Paraglomerales, Paraglomeraceae. The record is from the annotation of a GenBank genome assembly.